Fusarium musae is the source of this 1248-nucleotide messenger RNA. RefSeq lists its product as uncharacterized. Gene Ontology annotation, cellular component: cortical endoplasmic reticulum; plasma membrane; cytosol. Gene Ontology annotation, biological process: Golgi to plasma membrane protein transport; regulation of exocytosis. The record is from RefSeq and is a predicted model, not a curated record. Gene Ontology annotation, molecular function: phosphatidylinositol transfer activity. The coding region runs from base 1 to 1248 and encodes 415 amino acids. Lineage: Eukaryota; Fungi; Ascomycota; Sordariomycetes; Hypocreales; Nectriaceae. The transcript is spliced from 2 exons.
AUGGCUGCCGAACAGGAUAAGACCGUUCCCGCUGCCGUCCCUGCUGAGAACCCUGCAACUCCCGAGACGCCUCUUACCAAGCUCAAUGCUCGCCUUGAGGAUAUCUUCACCAAGACACUCCACAAGGAGAUGUGGGGUGUCCAGCUCACCAACAUUGACCAUGUCCCAACAAAGGUCGUCCUGCAAAAGUUCCUCCGCGCCAACAAUGAUGACCCCGUGGCAGCUGAGAAGCAGCUCACUCAGGCCCUUGAGUGGCGCAAGAAGAUGAACCCUACCGCACUCGUCACCCAGACUUUUGACAGGAGCAAAUUUGGUGACUUGGGCUAUAUCACUGUCCACAAGGGGGAGAAUGGCAAGGAGACCAUCAUCACCUGGAACAUCUACGGUGCUGUCAAGGACAACAAGGCCACCUUUGGCAAUGUAGAGGAGUUUAUCAAAUGGCGCGCUGCCAUCAUGGAGCUCAGCGUUCAGAAGCUCAAGCUUGACCGAGUCACUGAGCCAAUUCCUGAGGGGGGUGAGGAUCCUUACCAGAUGAUCCAAGUCCACGACUACCUCAAUGUCAGUUUCUUCCGCAUGGACCCCGCCGUCAAGGCCGCCAGCAAGGAGACUAUCACCGUCUUCUCAAUGGCUUACCCUGAGUUGCUCGCGCACAAGUACUUCGUCAAUGUUCCCGGCAUCAUGGGAUGGGUGUUUGGCGCCAUGAAGCUCUUCCUUGCCCCUGCUACCCUCCGCAAGUUCCACCCUAUGACCUCUGGCACUACCCUGGCCACUGAGCUCAAGGGCAUCGUUUCUACUUUACCCAAGGAGUAUGGGGGUCAAGGACCAAGCGUCGAGGAGGGUAUGUCUGUCUCGUUGACUGAGGCUGGCGUGACUGAGACUGGUGAGACCAAGGCGGAACCUUCACCCACUACAGUUCCCGAAAAAACUACUGCCACCGACUCUACCACUGCCGAAAAGACUGCCGUCGCUCCCGAGUCAGCUCCCGCUACUGAGAAGCCACUCACUGCUGAGCCUGUUGUAGCCGCCGCGGCUCCUGUCCCUGCUUCCGCUCCUGCUGCAGAGGCUGUUCCAGCUCCGAUUCCUGCUCCUGUAGAGGCAGCCAAGGCCGAGACUGCAGAGCAGGCUGCGGAGCAAGCUGGAGAGAAGCCCAUUGAGGAGGCUCUGGAGAAGCUGUCCGUCGACCCAGCUGAGUCUGAGAAGAAGGAUACUCUUGCUACUGAUGUUGAGAAGAAGGACACGGCUGCCUAA